AUGGAGGCGGAGAUCGAGGCUCUCAGACGAGAGCGCGAGGAGAAGAUACGCCAAAUCGCCGAGAAGCGGAAGCAGGUCGAAGAAUUGCGGAAGAAGCGCAGUGAGCGCCAAGCGCAGCAGAAAUCCCAGGCUGGGGCUCUCUCCAGCAAUGUGGACAGCCUCGUCGCUGAGAUUCUCGGCUCGGCAGGCGGCGCAACAGCAUCUCCGGAAGGGCCUUUGAAGGAGCUCAGCGAGAAGAGCCGCGCUUCGCCGCCAGGAGCUGGUGAGAGGAGUCUCAACUUCCAGCAGGAGAUCUCCGUCGCUUCGGUCGACGUCGAGCCUGCUGGGCACGAGUCGUACGACAGGUCGUGCCAGACCGACCUCAAAGCCGACGAUGUCGGAGGUGGUCAGGGCGGCGGAGGGCCAAAGCAGCUGAUGACGAAGUCCUCCACGUCAAUCCUGAUGAAAAUGGCUGACAGGGCCAAGAAUCGGGUCGUGUCCGGGACGACGGCCAUGACGCAGGAAGAGCGUCGCGUAAAGCGCGCAGCCUCCGAGGCUGCCAAACCAGAGGAGGAAAAGCCAGAGGUCAAGGAGCUGAGUCCCGAGGAGAGGAAAAAGGUCGAGAGCCAUCCGGACUACGUAGCGUUCUUUGAGCGGGCCACUCUUCUUGUGGAGAGGGUGCUGGGCCAGGAGACCUGGGACUUGGCUCUUGACUUCAAAAACACCUCGGCCGAGGGUGUCGAGGGCGAGGGUGGAGGUGCAGAUGCCUUGAAGCACGUGGACGAUUAUGUGGAGGACAAGUGGUCGCGUGGUCGUCCCGUGACAGACCUCCGCUUUUCACCUCACAACAAGGAGAUCUUCAUCGCCGCCUAUCACCAGAAAUCGAACCCGGAACUGUCGGAUCCAGAUGGCUGCAUGCUCGUGUGGAACCUUUCCAUGAAGAGCCGGCCGGAGGUUGUUUUCUCUGCGCCCAGCGCCGUCUUGACAGCCAUUCCCCACAAGUUCGAUCCUGCGUUGCUUUAUGGAGGCACCUACUCUGGUGGCAUCGUCUUGUGGGACACUCGGCAGAAGGCUGGUCCCGUACUGAAGACCCCUCUGAGCGGGAAAGGUCAUGCCCACCCCGUCACUGCCAUGGAGCAAGUGGGCACUCAGAAUGCGACGAAUCUCGUCACAGCCUCGAACGACGGGAGACUCUGCGUCUGGUCGCUUGCAAUGCUGAACCAGCCGCAGGAGACCGUGGACUUGAAGCACGAGAGCAAGGGUCGAAGGGAGCCCUCGGUGAUGUCUCUGUCCUUCCCAGAGAACGAGACCAACGUGCUCUACGUGGGUUCCGAGGAUGGUGCCAUGUGGCAGGUGAACCUGCGAGGCACCAAGACUGGGAUCACGGAGCUCUACGAUGGGCACGACGGUCCUGUAACUGGGGUCCACAUGCAUCCUCAUCAAGGAAGCGACUCUGGUAUCUCUGCGGAUACCACGACGGACUUGUGUUUGACAAGCUCGUUCGAUUGGAGCAUCAAGCUCUGGAGGGUCAAGCAAUUCCAGUCUCCGGUCCUCUCCCUGGAUACUUUCGAGGACUAUGUCUACGAUGUGAGAUGGCAUCCCACGCAUCCGGCGGUUUUCGCCUCCACGGAUGGCGAAGGGCACAUCGAUCUUUGGAAUCUGAAUAAGAACAUCGAGCUGCCGGUUCUACGAUGUGAGAACCCCAAUGGACGGAGGCUGGCAUUGAACAAAUGCCACUGGUCCAGCGAUGGGCGGAAGCUCGCAGCAGGGGACAGUGAGGGCACGGUCAGCGUCUUCGCUGCGGACCGCACCGUCGCGCAGCCGAGGAACGAAGACUUCUUGCAGUUCCAGGAGCGGGUGCGACAGCUGAAGCCCAUCGUUCAGCGCACGCGGGAUUCGGGAUACGGCGACGCUCGAUUGGCCGCGAUGGCGAAAGGUUUGGCGCACUAG
This is a messenger RNA of Symbiodinium sp. CCMP2592, 1929 nucleotides long. Lineage: Eukaryota; Dinophyceae; Suessiales; Symbiodiniaceae. The record is from the annotation of a GenBank genome assembly.